This is a messenger RNA of Gekko japonicus, 637 nucleotides long. RefSeq names its product baculoviral IAP repeat containing 5 (gene BIRC5). The record is from RefSeq and is a predicted model, not a curated record. NCBI's taxonomy places the organism in Eukaryota, Metazoa, Chordata, Lepidosauria, Squamata, Gekkonidae. Bases 47 to 466 code for a protein of 139 amino acids. The transcript is spliced from 4 exons.
UGUGCUUGGUCUUUCCCGCUGCCGUUUGAAUGCCGCUGAGUUCGUUAUGGAUUCUCAGUUGUCUGAGGGCCUCAAGCUGCUCCUGGUUCAGAAUCGCGUCGAUACGUUCACACAGUGGCCUUUCAGCGACGGCUGCCUUUGCACUCCGGAGCAGAUGGCAAAAGCUGGAUUCAUUCACUGUCCGGGUGACAAUGCCCCUGAUGUGGCUCAAUGCUUCUUCUGUUUUAAAGAAUUAGAAGGAUGGGAGCCUGAUGAUGACCCUAUGGAAGAGCACCGAAAACACUCCCCCAGCUGCGUAUUUCUUGGUCUCCAGAAGGAUGUGGCUGACUUUACAAUGCAUGAGCUCAUAAAACUACAGAAAGAGAGAAUGAAGAACCUGAGUAAAAAGCUCAUUAUGCAGAAAGUAAAGGAGCUUGAGAAGUAUGCAUCACGUGUGCACUCAGAAAUCAACCGACUGCAUAAAUAAAACUAUUUGUGUACUUUUGGAUAUUGUGGCCUUAUUGCCUGUUGAACGGCUCCUUACUAACUGGCUGUGAGCAGAUGGUAAAUAGUUCUAUGGCUAAAUUUCUAUUCAGUGCAGGAACUCCCCGUGUUUCCUCUUUGUGGAUAUCUCCUUCUUUCUUAUUUUUUCUUAAUA